AUGGCCAGCACGUUAAGCCCCAGCACCAUGACUGGAACCCCAGAGCCACCUGCGAUGUCACAGCUCAUCCAAAACCCUGCUGACAUCUCUGUCAUUGUCAUCUAUUUCGUGGUGGUGAUGGCUGUUGGGCUGUGGGCGAUGCUGAGGACCAACCGGAACACUAUUGGAGGCUUCUUCCUGGCUGGGCGAGAAAUGGUCUGGUGGACGAUGGGCGCCUCUCUCUUCGCCAGUAACAUCGGCAGUGGCCAAAUUGUGGGGCUGGCUGGGACAGGAGCAGCUUCAGGAAUCGCCACUGCAGCAUUUGAAUGGAAUGCCUCACUGCUGUUACUGGCUCUAGGGUGGUUCUUUGUCCCCAUAUACAUCAAGGCAGAGGUGAUGACCAUGCCGGAGUAUCUGAAGAAGCGGUUUGGUGGGGAGCGGCUCCAGAUCUACCUCUCUGUCCUCUCCCUCUUCAUCAUUGUCGUCUUGAGAAUCUCAUCAGACAUGUUUUCUGGAGCCAUAUUCAUCAAAUUGGCCUUGGGACUGGACCUUUAUCUGGCCAUCUUCAUCCUCUUGGUUGUCACUGCUAUUUACACAAUCACUGGCGGCUUGGCCUCGGUUAUUUACACAGACACCCUCCAGACCAUCAUCAUGCUGAUAGGUUCUUUUAUUCUCAUGGGGUUUGCAUUUGCCGAAGUUGGAGGAUACCAGAGUUUUGCAGAGAAGUACAUGAAUGCCAUCCCGUCCGCAGUCGAGGGGGACAACCUGACAAUCAGUCCCACGUGCUAUACUCCUAAAGCAGACUCCUUCCACAUUUUCCGAGAUGCUGUCACUGGGGAUAUUCCAUGGCCAGGAACCGUACUUGGAAUGAACCUCGUAGCUGCGUGGUACUGGUGCUCAGAUCAGGUUAUUGUACAGCGCUGCCUAUCAGGCAAGAACAUGUCUCACGUGAAGGCCUCCUGCAUCAUGUGUGGUUACCUGAAGCUGCUGCCCAUGUUCCUCAUGGUGAUGCCAGGGAUGAUCAGCCGCAUUCUGUACACAGGCAAGGUAGCCUGUGUUGUACCUUCUGAAUGUGUCAAACACUGUGGUGUUGAAGUCGGCUGCACUAACUAUGCCUACCCAAUACUGGUGAUGGAACUGAUGCCUAACGGACUGCGAGGCCUGAUGCUGUCAGCGAUGUUAGCCUCUCUCAUAAGCUCUCUGACCUCCAUCUUCAACAGCGCCAGCACCCUCUUCACCAUGGACCUCUACACCAAGAUGCGGAAGCAGGCAUCGGAGAGAGAGCUCCUUAUAGCUGGAAGGCUAUUUAUGAUUCUAUUAACUGUCGUCAGCAUUGUGUGGGUCCCAUUAGUAGAGGUAGCUCAAAAUGGACAACUGGUCCAUUACAUAGAGUCAAUUUCCAGCUACGUUGGACCUCCAAUUGCAGCUGUCUUCCUGCUUGCCAUCUUUUGUAAAAGAGUGAAUGAACAAGGAGCCUUCUGGGGUCUAAUGGUUGGACUUGUGCUCGGCCUCAUUCGUAUGAUUGCAGAAUUUGUCUACGGAACAGGGAGUUGUUUGGCUGCCAGUGGCUGUCCGGACAUCAUCUGUGGAGUGCACUACCUAUACUUUGCCAUGAUUCUCUUCUUUGUUACCACGCUGGUCGCCCUGGGAAUUUCCCUGUUAACAAAACCCAUUCCUGAUGUACAUCUGCAUCGCCUGUGCUGGGCUCUUCGGAACAGUACAGAGGAACGAAUUGAUUUAGAUGCAGGGGAGAAAAGAUACGAAGAAUCUGAUGAUGGUGAUGAUGAAGAUAAUCCUGAGGAAACUCGUGGAUGUCUCAGGAAGUCUUAUGACGUAUUCUGUGGUUGGGAGAAGCAAGGCCCCAAGCUGAGCAAAGAAGAGAAAGAAGCCCAGAGGAAGAAGCUGACAGACACGUCCGAGAAGCCCUUGUGGAGGAGUGUCGUGAAUGUCAACGCCAUCCUCCUCCUGGCAGUGCUAGUCUUUGCCUACGGCUAUUUUGCCUGAACUCUAUCUGAGCCACUAGAAUGUCUACUAAGCAAAGGAUACUGUUAUUGACUUUUCACUUUCAUAGUUUAUUGUAUUGCAAAAGGGAGAGAAGCAGUUGGUAAUUUUAUCUAAUGGAGGACUAUACAGUUGAUUUUUAGCUUUUGUUGUUCUUUUGUGUCAAUAAAAAAAGAAAAAGAGUUGAUAAUUUAGAAAGCCAGUGAGUUGAUAUAUGUGUGUAUAAACUAGGAGCUUGGGUCUAAAUUCUUUUUUUUAAAAUAUAGCUCACCAAGCGGGUUAUCCUACCUUAUAUGCCUCUCCCAACUCUGCCUCGCACAGCAAUCGCCUCAUCUGCAAAGCAGUGACCUCCUCCUGUUUUUUUCUUACUAAUCUCAGAGAUUUGGAAAAUACAACUAUUUUCUAAUAGUUGAGGGGAAGUGAGCUAAAAUGCCUGUUGUAAAUGCUUUUACAAAUCUUUACUGGAAAUUAUUACCUUAUGUCUUAAAUAAAGCCAUCCCUACUAAAUGCUAGCAUGUCAAGCCAUUGAUUUUUUAAACCUCUUUAUUAAAAUAUAAUUCACAUACUGUAAAACAUGUCUGUUUAAAGUAUAUAAUUCAGUGUAUUUUAUAAUAUUCAGAGGUGUACAACAAUUACCACAACCUAAUUUGAGAUGUUAGCAUUAACUUGUUUAUUGGCAUUUUUAUUUGAAUAUACUCAUUUCUCUGUAUUUAUCUCUAUUUUAUUUUGACAUUCUAAAUGACAAUUAUCUGUAUGUGGAAUUAUACAUAGGUUUAAAAAACAUCUUUUUAGAAGUAAAUCAACUAAUUAAAUUGUUUUUAAUAAAUUACAUAAGAAACACUUAUCUAUCAUAUUUGUUAUGAAAAUUCAAACAAUGCUUUGGUCUGUAAAAUUAAAUAUAAUACUCUGCACUGACAAUUCAUCGCUCCCAUCUAUUCCCACUCUUUCCAAAGGAAUAACUGUUAACAGUUUAAAGCAUGUGUUAAAGCAAUUUUUCUACUAAUUUAUAUACAUAUAUGAACUUACACAUAUUUUC
Molecule: messenger RNA, 3016 nt
Organism: Equus caballus (horse)
Lineage: Eukaryota; Metazoa; Chordata; Mammalia; Perissodactyla; Equidae
Source: RefSeq, a predicted model, not a curated record